AUUGAUGUAAUGUUGAUAUUGAUAUAUUUUCCCCUUCUCCCACCCCGGUUACCCAUCAUUUUUCCUUUUUGUUAAACGGGGCACCCAUCCUUAACCAUAGUUAAAUAUCCCAAAAAUAACCCAAGUGAGUAGAAUAAAAGGAGGGAGGUGAAAGUGUUUUUUGGGAUUUGGUAAGAAGGCCAAAAAAAAUGAGACACUGGCUUUUAAGGGGAAGAAGCUUUGGGAACUGGGUUUAACAAACGAGGUUUGGGUUACUAAUUGUAGAGAGAGUAAGAGGAGAGAGUAAGAGGAGAGAGAAAGAGGCAGCUUCUGCAACUCACCACCAACCUCUAUCUAAUUAGGGUGUUAUUUAAUCUAAUUUACUCCUUAUUAAUUACUGCUAUUACACAAAAACCCCAUUCGAUUUUCAUCUCUAUUAAAUUAAAAUAAAUCCCCAUUUCACUUUAAUCCAAUUUUCUGGGGAGAAUUUCAGUUUCAUUUUAUUGAAGCUUUCAGUUGCCCUCUUCAAUGGCGGAGCGUCGGAAUAAUGAAGCUUUUGCAGGUAUGGGAGGUGAAGCACUGUAUACAGAGCUAUGGAGGGCAUGUGCAGGGCCGCUGGUGGAUGUUCCACAGAUAGGAGAGAGAGUAUUUUACUUUCCACAGGGUCACAUGGAACAAUUGCAAGCAACAACAAACGAGGAAUCGGAUGAACAAAUCCCACGUUUUAAUCUGCCUUCAAAGAUACUUUGUCAAGUUCUGGACAUUGUACUAAAGGCUGAGCCGGAAACAGAUGAAGUGUAUGCCCAGAUUACUUUAGUACCAGAAAAAGAUCAAGAUGUUGAGCUUAAGAGUUCUGAUUCGAGUUUAGUUGAUCCCCCAAGGCCGAAAGUCCAGUCCUUCGUUAAGAUAUUAACUGCUUCGGAUACUAGCACUCAUGGAGGAUUCUCGGUUCUUCGCAAGCAUGCCAAUGAAUGCUUGCCUCCUUUGGAUAUGAGCCAACCAACACCAACCCAAGAGCUAGUUGCAACGGAUCUUCAUGGAUAUGAGUGGCAUUUUAAACAUAUAUUUAGAGGUCAACCCCGUAGACAUUUGCUCACGACUGGGUGGAGUACCUUUGUAACUUCUAAGCGUUUAGCUGCCGGAGAUGCAUUUGUUUUCUUAAGAGGUGAUAAUGGCGACCUACGAGUUGGUGUUAGGCGGCUUGUCCGUCAACAAAGCCCUAUGCCUCCAUCUGUUAUAUCGAGCCAGAGUAUGCACCUUGGGGUUCUUGCUACUGCCCGCCAUGCGGUUAACACCUGCAGCAUGUUCACCGUUUACUACAAGCCCAGGUCUAGUCAGUUCAUUGUUGGUGUAAACAAGUAUCUUGAAGCUGUAAACCAUAAAUUCUCUAUUGGCAUGCGCUUUAACAUGAAGUUUGAGGGAGAAGACACACCCGAAAGGAGGUUUACUGGGACCAUUGUCGGGGUUGAAGAUGUUUCAGCUCAGUGGUCAGGCUCUAAAUGGCGGUCACUGAAGGUUCAAUGGGAUGAAGCUGCUGCAUUUCAUAGGCCAGAUAAGGUCUCCCCUUGGGAAAUCGACCCCUUUGCUGCUUCUAUUCCUGUCAAUCCUACUCCACCACCAACACAGAAGACCAAGAGAUCCCGACCUAGUGAUCUGCCCAUAACUGAUAUCACUGGUGGUUCUGCUGCAUCAAACUUUUGGUAUGGAUCAGCGCAUACCAAUGAUUUCAGUAGUCCCAGGAAUCAGCGAGAUAAUAUUUGGACUCCUACUUAUGGAGGAAAUUCGUUGAGGUUUGACAAAAAAGAUGAUAGCAAAGCUUCAUCAGUUCAGUCAUGUUCAACUCCCUCAACCUAUCCAUAUCUUGCACCUUCAAGACUUGGAGCUGAUAAUUCAGUGCAGGUGAACAAUGGUGGAAAAUCACCAGGAAGUUGUCGUUUGUUUGGAAUUGAACUGAGAAACAGCUCUUACAUAGCUCCUACUCUGGAAAAAGUGACUGUUUGUCCUGAAAAUUUGUCAAACGGGGCUAAAGUAACGGAUGAUACAAGUGCUGGGAAGGCUGAUGAGGUUCAGAAUACUCAAGUUGCGGAACCAUUGAAAGAGCUAAAUGAAGCUAUCUCUGAUGCAUCGCAGAAGGAAACACCGACUAAGCAACUUUCUCAAUCUUCUACGAGGAGUCGUACUAAGGUACAAAUGCAAGGUGUUGCUGUUGGUAGGGCAGUGGAUUUGACAAUGCUAGAGGGAUAUGAUGAACUUAUAUGUGAGCUAGAAAAGAUGUUUGAUAUAAAGGGUGAACUUCAAACCCGAAAUAAGUGGGCCGUUGUUUUCACUGAUGAUGAAGGUGAUAUGAUGCUUGUAGGCGAUGAUCCGUGGGAGGAGUUUUGCAAUAUGGUGAGAAAGAUCUUAAUAUACUCGAGCGAGGAAGUGAAGAAUAUGAGUAGCAAAAGCAGACUGUGUUCACCAUCAGCAGAGGAAGGCACUGUACUUAGUCUGGGGACGGAGCAGAAGUCCGAAGCUCACGACUGAUGAGUAGGUAAUAAUGUCGGUCUUUUUUACGAGGGUAGGACUCGAAAAUGUGCUUGAACCGUUACGUUUAAGUUUUAGAAUAGUUGGUGCUAAUUGUGUAUAACUUGCCUUGGUGUGCCUUUUGGUUUCUCAGCUUGUAAUAUAAAUAUGGGAUGCCUGAUGCCCUGAUUGUGCUUUUGACGAUUUGGCAAGUGGAAAACUUUAAUUUAAAUGUUGUCUUAUCGACUAA
Molecule: messenger RNA, 2731 nt
Organism: Spinacia oleracea (spinach)
Lineage: Eukaryota; Viridiplantae; Streptophyta; Magnoliopsida; Caryophyllales; Amaranthaceae
Product: auxin response factor 11
Exons: 14
Coding region: 508-2502 (664 amino acids)
Biological process (GO): response to hormone; regulation of DNA-templated transcription
Cellular component (GO): nucleus
Molecular function (GO): DNA binding
Source: RefSeq, a predicted model, not a curated record